This is a messenger RNA of Anolis carolinensis (green anole), 2731 nucleotides long. RefSeq names its product cathepsin D. Gene Ontology annotation, cellular component: lysosome. The record is from RefSeq and is a predicted model, not a curated record. The coding region runs from base 67 to 1428 and encodes 453 amino acids. Gene Ontology annotation, biological process: proteolysis. The transcript has 9 exons. NCBI's taxonomy places the organism in Eukaryota, Metazoa, Chordata, Lepidosauria, Squamata, Anolidae. Gene Ontology annotation, molecular function: aspartic-type endopeptidase activity.
AUCUGGGAGCAACCAGGACAGGACAAAGGGCAACCCUUCUAGAGGUUGUCAAAGGACGCCCCAAAGAUGGGAGGACGAGCCUGGAUUGCAGUGUUGCUUCUGGCAGUGGUCAGCGUUCAAGGACUGAUCCGGAUCCCACUGAAGAAGUACCCAUCUGUCCGGAACCGAUUUGGUCGCUCUGGCGUCCCCAUUGCUGAGGUGUUAAGGCGAGGGGGGCUCAAGGCUGGGAAGCCCCCAGGUUCAUCUUUGGUCACCCGGGAGCGUCUCCACAAUUAUAUGGAUGCGCAAUACUAUGGAGACAUCUGCAUUGGAACCCCGAAGCAGUGCUUCAGUGUUGUCUUUGAUACCGGCUCAUCCAAUCUGUGGGUGCCUUCCUCCAAAUGCUGCCUCUUCCAUCUGGCAUGCUGGGUUCACAGCCACUACCGGUCCUUCUUUUCCCGCACUCACAAGUCCAACGACUCCAAAUUUGCAAUUCAUUAUGGAAGCGGCAGCCUCAAGGGGUUCUUGAGUGAGGAUGUGGUUAGGAUAGGUGAUAUGACCAUUCACAACCAAACAUUUGCUGAAGCCACAGAUAUGCCGGGUUUGGUUUUCGUAGCUGCGAAGUUUGACGGCAUCCUGGGACUGGGUUAUCCCUCAAUCUCGGUGAACAACAUCACCCCCGUCUUUGAUAAUAUGAUGAAGCAGAAGAUGCUUGAGAAGAACGUCUUCUCAUUUCAGCUCUGCAGCACUAAAAAAAACACCCCAGAUUCCGGCGGCGGUGAACUCAUCUUUGGAGGGAUCAACCAUGACGCCUAUGAGGGAGAACUGCAUUACAUCCCAGUAUCACGCAAGGCCUACUGGCAGAUCAAAAUGGACAAGAUAAUUGUGGAUAAAAAACCCAAGGAGAAAAGAUGUUGGCCGUGGAAAACGUUGAGCAAGGAUGACUCGACUCAACUAUGCAAGGACGGUUGCCAAGGCAUUGUGGACACCGGCACCUCUCUCAUCACGGGGCCGAGUGCUGACAUCCGGGCUUUGCAUGAGGCUAUUGGAGCAAGCCAUGCCUUUGGAGGGCAGUACUUGCUGGACUGUGACAAGCUCUCGGAGUUACCAAAUGUGACCUUUCAACUAGAUGGCAAACCCUAUACCUUGACCCCAGAGGUAUACACCCUCCAGGUGAGUCAGUCGGGAGUAAGUACGUGCAUCAGUGGGUUCAUGAGUCUUGACAUCCCUAAGCCUGUUGGCCCACUCUGGAUCCUGGGAGAUGUUUUCCUCCGGCAGUAUUACUCUGUCUUUGACCGAGAUCAAGACCGAGUCGGCUUAGCCGUUUCCAAACCAACUGUGUGCGGGGCCAGUUCUGACAAGGAGAAACCUAAAGCAGCAGCUCUUGGCACAGAGGCAACGACUGCGGCUCCAACCACGGAAAGUACCACUCCGUCUGUGGACUGUUAGCUGGAUAGUGCCGUCUGGUGCUGAUGGUGGAAAGAUAAGAAAGAUGAAUAUCAUGACAUAUCCUGAACUUGCCAUUUCUGAAAAUAAUUCAGAUCAAAAAAGAUAAAAGUUUCUAGCCAUGUUGAUCAUGUUGAUCAACUGUUGGCCAUGUUGAUCAACAGAGAAAAUGAUCAACAUGGCCAAUAGAAGUCAGAUUCAGUCCCCAUAUUUGAGUCUCUGAGAUUUUGAUCAGAACUAUCCACAACUUUUCAUGUGGGCUAGAAACUUGACACUUAUAAAAUGAAACAGAGGAGACUUUGAAGCUGCAGUCGGCUCCCAGCCCUGCUGCCCUUGGUUAAAAUGGAACUUAUGCGCAGAGUUCUUAUUCCUGCUGUGAUGUCUUCCACUGCCUGACAUAAGCCGCUUAAUUCUUCUGCUGACGUCUAGCGGAAUUUGCAGCCACACAAUCGAAUAGAACUGAUCAAAGGCAUAUAAUUGAUUUCUUAGAUCAAGUAGCACCAGCAAAUGCCAGGCAGUGUCAUUUUUUAUGAUUUGCAUAAUAUAUUUUUGCUGAUAACAAGGGCCCGAUGGUAAAGCCCAUCAAAGGCCUGGAGCGCAUAUGAGGUGAUCGCAUGGGCUGCAGUUGGGGGCGAAUGUGAUUUUGAGUGUUCUUCUGCUUUAACAAACUCCCUGCAUUGGAAAAGUGCUGGAUUAAAUCCUUCAUUCCUGAUGUGAUCGUCUGCUAUGUGCAGGGAAUUCCUUUACUGGAAUUGCUGUCUUUCACUUGCGUGGUUUGCGAUAAAACCAUCAUGAGCUCAGGAUGCUGGAUUGUAGAAUCAAAUCUUGCAUUCAGGAACUAGGUUAGUUCCAUAAUUAUUUAUUAAACCCUUUCGUUGCUUUUCCGUAUGAAAUGUUCUCAAAGCAACGUACAGUAGGAUAAUCAAGAGUUUCCAUAGUUUUUGUGACGGGGCCGGGAGGAAAUAGGGCUUCAGUUAUGAUGAAUAUUCUGUUUUGACUAACUGCAUGACAUCUGUAAAGCUUUUACUGUCAUUACAUUGUCAUGCUGGAAAUCCAAGCAACAUUUGGCGGAAUGGUGUGCAAUCAUCUUGUCCGUUUCUUCUCUCGUCUCCAACUUCAUGGGGAUGAGGAUGGGGAUACUUUUCUAAUCAUUUUAAAUCCAUUUACGAGUGGCAGCGUGGUAAAUAUUAUAUAGCCGCUUUUCUACUAACUUGGUUACUUUUCUUGAUUGUAGUGUAAUCAUACAAACUGUGUAUUAAUUGAAUGGGAAACUGACAAUACCUCAGGCGUGGUCCAGUGUAUCCCA